Messenger RNA from Fusarium falciforme, 396 nucleotides. RefSeq lists its product as hypothetical. Bases 1 to 396 code for a protein of 131 amino acids. Lineage: Eukaryota; Fungi; Ascomycota; Sordariomycetes; Hypocreales; Nectriaceae. The transcript has a single exon. The record is from RefSeq and is a predicted model, not a curated record.
AUGAGUCAGAGUGACAUGAAUGCCGUGGAGCAGUGCUUCCUCGAUAUCUCUGUGGAUGCCGUCCUCCAUUACGAUGGGGUACCAGCAGUCGAGCCCUGGGCGACCAUGUAUAUCGAUGCCAUCCACGAGCAGAGGUUCGGUGAUGCAAUUUGGGCGCGCUAUCAGAUUUUUGGAGAUGUGAUAGAUGGUAUAAUUGAUGAAAGGCUGACUGUGCUCGAGAGCAUUGAAGAGGAUGCGGUGGGAUACAAGAAGAAUGCGCCGGAGGCGUUUGACGAGGCCGUGGCCUUCUAUAAGAGUGCUUCCAACAGUACAGACGGACAUCCUGAGGUUAUCGAGAUCAUCAUGCGCAUUGAUCAAGAAGAUGUCAGUGAUAGAUAUUUCCCAGAGGGUGGUUAG